AUGUCUGUGUUGGAGACGUCCUCCUCCUAUAGGUUGAAACAAUACCUCUUGUUGAGGCUUCAGGAUUUAUAUGUCAUGCAUCCAUAUCAAGGUCAAUCUGAUGUGGAGCUGACUUUGUCAAUUGGUGAUAUGUUGUUGUUCGAAAGGUUACAAACAAUGGCUGGGCUGAAGGGGAAUGCAAAGGUAAAGCAGGCUGGUUUCCGUAUGGGUGGAAGUGAAAAUAAAAGAUCGGUGUUCCCAAACUGUCUGAGGCUGGUGGAUAUGGAGGUUCAGACACACUUAUUACUGAUGAAGCAGAACUCCAUCAGCACCAGAAACUUUGGAGGUUCAUACACGCUUAUUACUGAUGAAGCAGAACUCCAUCAGCACCAGAAACUUGAGAAGCUUUACAUAUCAACAGGUGCCGGAACAAAGUUGUCAGAAGAUAGCAGAAAAUAUGUUGCCAAAAAUUCAAGCAUUAGUGGUAAUAGAUUGUCAAAGGCUGCAGUGAAUUAUGGUCGGGCCCGUGCUCAGAUGGAGAAGGGACGUGGGAAUCUGCUGAAAGGUCUGGCCAUCUGGCUCGCUGAAUCCUCUGUCUCCAAGGAUGAGUCCUAUUUGCAAGACGUGCUUACCAAAGAUGAUACAGGAGAUUAA
Molecule: messenger RNA, 633 nt
Organism: Dovyalis caffra
Lineage: Eukaryota; Viridiplantae; Streptophyta; Magnoliopsida; Malpighiales; Salicaceae
Source: the annotation of a GenBank genome assembly